AUUUACCAUGAAGUCGUUGAGGAAAAGGCAUGUCCAAAUAAUCAUUGUUUUGAUCUAUUGGUAUUGCUGCUUAUGCUUAGCCAACAACGAAUCUGGGGAAAGUAAAAAAGGCACAAAAGACGAAAAAUGGAAAAAGAAAGACAUAAGAGACUACACGGAGGCGGACUUGGAAAGGCUUUACGACCAGUGGGAGGAGGACGAUGAGCCUCUAGAAGAGGAUGAGCUGCCAGAGUACAAGCGCCCACCUCCACAAGUGGAUAUGGGCAAGCUGGACGCAGAUGACCCAGAUGGAUUGCUGAGAAUGACUAAGAAGGGGAGAACACUCAUGAUGUUUGCAACAGUCUCAGGCAACCCCACAGAGAAAGAAACAGAGCAGAUAACUGGGCUGUGGCAGUCCAGUCUGUUCAAUGCUCAUUUAGAAACUCAGAGGUAUGUAGUAGGAAGUAACAGGGUGCUGUUUAUGUUAAAGGAUGGUGCUAUGUCCAUUGAUGUGAAGAAUUUUCUGGUCUCACAGGACAGGUGUGAGGAGGUCACCAUAGAGGGCAAGAACUACCCAGGGAAAGGUGCCACUCAGGACAGUGUGGGAGGAAACACUGUGAAAGAUGACCAGAAGAAAACAGAUGAUGUAAACAAGGUGAAGAAAAUCAAAAAUAAGGGCAAAAAUGACAUGAAGGAUAAGAAGAAAAACAAAAGUAAAGACAAAGACACCAAAGGGAAAGAUGAAUUAUGAUGAAUUCUGGCAGUAUACUUGUUGACAGGUAAAAUGAGCAAAAUUUCUGGGUAGUGUUUCUAGCAAUAUUGUUAUUUGUUGGGUAUAUUAGAGUAUAUUAAAGAAAGGAACUUUUUUAUAUUUGUUAAUUGUUAUGGUAAUUCUGUAAAAUGAAAAAGUAUGGCAGAAUGAAAAGGGAUCUCGCUAUGAAAGCUGUUCAAAUUGGCACUGAUAUUAUCUUUGGUAAGACACAGUGACCUUUUCAGGAUAAACUUUUUUAUAGUGUUGAAAUACAUAUACUGGCAAAAGCCAGUUGAAUUAUUCUAUAGUGUACAGAAGGAUGCAUUUGUACAAAGUCAAGUGAAAGAGGCAGUUGAGGAAUGGUUUAAGUUUGUAUUGUUUAAUUUAGAAACCCAAAUGAAGAAUGUCAAAUCUGUAAAUAUUAUUUACGUAAGUCUUUUUAAUACAGAGACAAUUAUAGUCUUUUCUAUGAGUUUUUGUUAAUAAAAGAAAAUAUUUUGACCUUAA
Lingula anatina is the source of this 1237-nucleotide messenger RNA. Its product is annotated as LDLR chaperone boca-like. The record is from RefSeq and is a predicted model, not a curated record. Lineage: Eukaryota; Metazoa; Brachiopoda; Lingulata; Lingulida; Lingulidae. Gene Ontology annotation, biological process: protein folding.